GUAUAUGAAGACCUGAGGUAUAAGCUCUCCCUGGAGUUCCCCAGUGGCUACCCUUACAACGCACCCACGGUGAAAUUCCUCACGCCUUGCUACCAUCCCAACGUGGACACCCAGGGGAACAUCUGCCUGGACAUCCUCAAAGACAAGUGGUCGGCCCUGUAUGACGUCAGGACCAUCCUGCUGUCUAUCCAGAGCCUACUAGGAGAGCCCAACAUCGAAAGCCCUUUGAACACACAUGCUGCCGAGCUCUGGAAAAACCCCACAGCUUUUAAGAAGUACCUUCAAGAAACCUACUCAAAACAAGUCUCCAGCCAAGAGCCUUGACCUGAGCUGUCCAGUUUCUCCUGUGUUGUCUGUUUUUUCCUUAGUCUACCUGUCCUUUUCCUUGACUUCUGUACAGGACUCUGUUAUCUUGAGCUGUGGUGUUGUUUUUGUUAUGUUUUCUGUUUUUUAAAUUAAGAUUUAAGUCCUUGCAAUGUAUAUUAAAUAAAUAACA
Molecule: messenger RNA, 496 nt
Organism: Dipodomys ordii (Ord's kangaroo rat)
Lineage: Eukaryota; Metazoa; Chordata; Mammalia; Rodentia; Heteromyidae
Product: ubiquitin-conjugating enzyme E2 C
Exons: 3
Source: RefSeq, a predicted model, not a curated record